Homarus americanus (American lobster) is the source of this 1577-nucleotide messenger RNA. Its product is annotated as fibrinogen C domain-containing protein 1-like. The transcript is spliced from 5 exons. The annotation marks the transcript as partial. NCBI's taxonomy places the organism in Eukaryota, Metazoa, Arthropoda, Malacostraca, Decapoda, Nephropidae. The record is from RefSeq and is a predicted model, not a curated record.
ACCUGUGAGGGACUGUGAGGACGCGGGUACAAGGCGGGAGGGAAAAGAGAGCGGAGUCCACACCAUCUAUCCCAAGAGUUCACCAGCAGGUGUGAGGGUGUACUGUGAGGUACAUGAGGGACAGUCAUGGACGGUGUUCCUCGCUCGUCACCAUCAAAGUACACAAGAGAACUUUACACGGUCUUGGCAAGACUACAAGAAGGGCUUCGGGGACCCUGAAGGAGAACACUGGCUGGGAAAUGAGAACCUACACACGCUGACUGGUGGAGAGACACGUUACCGCCUGAGGGUGGAGGCCACCAACCUGCAGGGAGAACAACGAUAUGGAGAGUGGCGAGUGUUCCGUGUCGCUCCUGAGGACAACAGGUACCGGCUGACUGUGGAGCAGUACAGCAGCAGUAGUACACUGGGUGAUGGACUGAACUACCACAAUGGCCAGUCGUUCACCACGGUGGACAGGGACCACGACACAAACCCGUCAAUAAACUGUGCAGUGCACCAUGGUGGAGGUGGGUGGUGGUGGAGGUGGGGGUGGAGGUGGGGGUGGGUGUGUGGCGAUGUUAACCCGACCGGCCCACUCCACCUCAGUGACCUGCACCAGGACCCCUGGGAGGUAAUGUCCUGGGUCUCCUUCACCCCUGGUGAUGGUCGUUGGGUCAAGUUAUCAUCAUUGACGAUGAUGGUAAUCAAGUCAUAAGACUAGACCUUAUACAGUGUAUGACUGUUAACUGUAAGGUUCGCCCUAACAUAAAUAAAUAAAUCUUACACUUUAUUAACCUUAACAAAUUACUAUAUUGUUGACAUAGGCUUAAAUAAUGGCGUGGCAUUAGUUUAUUAACACAAUAAUAUUUAUCACUUACACAGGAACAUUUAUUAACUCAUCAACAUCAAUUAUUUUUAUAUAAUAUUUACAAAAAAUAUAAUUUAUUUAAAUCAAAUUAUUGAAGUAAAAGUUGUGGUGCCAUAAGAGACGAUGACUGAGGUGUUUUAUUAAAGAUGUGUUACACACCCCGACAGGUGUGUUACACACCCCGACAGGUGUGUUACACACCCCGCCAGGUGUGUUACACACCCCGACAGGUGUGUUACACACCCCGACAGGUGUGUUAAGAAGCCUUGUUGGUAUGGCUACCUUUAUCACGGAGUCUCAUGAUGCGGCCACAGUUGGGUCUUCACCAAUACACUCCAUAGCCUCGCCUAUUAAAUGGUUUAUUAAUAAAAGAAGCGCUGCUACUCACACAAACGGUCAGUCAUAAAGUGUCAACUGACUUUAUUAUCGCUUGGAGUUUGGACACCUGGGACAUAAUUAAUAGUAACCAAAUUAAUUAAUAAAUGCUAAAGCAGUUUUUAAUAAGAACAUUGUAAGAACAAAUCAUGUAGUUUGUAAUAUAUUUUAAAACGAGACAAAAGACUAUGGCUGAGGGACGUUAACGUUAAAAGGUAUACAUUAAUUGUGUUGACAAACACACUCAUUAUUAGGCGGGAAACAUUCACAAAACUACAUUUUUAAACUAUAUCUUUAAAUAAACCUUUAUUGAUACCAUUUUUAAAUUAUAUCUUUAAAUAAACCUUUAGUG